Messenger RNA from Fusarium venenatum, 1494 nucleotides. RefSeq names its product mannosyltransferase putative-domain-containing protein. Gene Ontology annotation, molecular function: alpha-1,3-mannosyltransferase activity. Lineage: Eukaryota; Fungi; Ascomycota; Sordariomycetes; Hypocreales; Nectriaceae. The record is from RefSeq and is a predicted model, not a curated record. Gene Ontology annotation, biological process: protein O-linked glycosylation. Gene Ontology annotation, cellular component: Golgi apparatus.
AUGUUUUCCUUUCAAUCCCCCGGUGCGAGAUCUGUAAAGAUCACAGCACUUAUACUCUUCGUCUGGCUUCUCAUAGCCAUCUUCUACAACUAUAGCGAUGUUUCCUUUUCUACUCCAACGCCUUUGCGAAAUAUAUAUACAGGCACUUCUGGAAACUCGAAUCUAAAAAGUAUAGAGUCUAUUAGACUUGGCGCACAGUACUUUGUAGAUUAUCCGUUGAAGGACGAGCCGAAAGAGAUAUUCGGAGAAUUGGGUCAGAGAACGCAACUAUUACGAAUGUGGAUUGAGGAAUUGGCGGGCCAUGAAACGAACGAGAAGCAAGAGACAGCAGAGAUUGUUGGGCAUUUGGUCCAAUCUCUAUUCCCAUGGCUUAACUCGAUAAAUGGUGUUUCGCCGCCUCUGGCUAACAUCUACGACCGACUUGAUGUCCCAUACAAAACAAUGAGCGCAAAAGGCUAUACUGCCCCAGCUGGAAUUGUCAUUCCCACUGGCGACAAGACCCUCCGAUUCGCAUGUCAUCUCAUCGCAUCUCUGACAGAAGCCCACAACACAUCCCUUCCUAUCCAGGUCGUAUACGCCGGAGACGAUGAUUUGUCCGCCCAAGGGAGAAAGAAGAUCCAACAAGCAGCUAACGGUGUAGAGAUUGAGAUGCUGGACGUCCUCACUGUUUUCAACGAUACAUCUCUCAAACUUGCAGAGGGAGGCUGGGCGAUAAAACCGUUCGCUGCAUUAGCAAGCUCCUACGAAAAAGUCAUUCUUCUGGACGCAGAUGCAGUAUUCUUCCAAGACCCGCAACGACUUCUCCAACAAGACCGAUUCAACGAGACUGGGGUGUUACUCUUCCAUGAUCGACUCCUUUGGAAGAAUGGGUUUCCUGAUCGACAAGAUUGGUGGCAUGAUCAGAUCAAACAUCCCAGCCCCGAAAUAGACAAAUCACUUGUAUGGACGGAACGCUAUUCUGAAGAGGGAGAUUCGGGUCUUGUGGUAGUUGACAAGUCCAGGCUUGAUGUCCUGCUUGGAUUGAUACAUAUCGGAUGGCAGAACUCGGAUAGAGUGAGGAACGAAGUUACGUAUAAGAUUACGUAUGGUGAUAAAGAGAGUUGGUGGAUUGGGUUCGAGGCUACAGGAUCGAAAUACUCUUUUUCGCCACACUAUGGUGGUAUCGUGGGUUGGUUGAAAGACGCACCAGACGACAAGAAAGAAGAAGUUCGCGUGUGUAGCUUCGUUAUAGCGCAUGUGGACCAAGACGAGAAAUUGCUUUGGUAUAAUGGCGGUUUACUCAAGAACAAAGCCGUCAAUCAAACGGAAUUUGAAGUCCCGACGCAUUGGAUGAUUGAUCAGACUUGGCACAAGGGUGGAAGCAAGAAGGAUAUGAGUUGUAUGGCUGGAAAGACAGCCAGUGAGUUAUCAGCCGAAGAGAAGGAUAUUUUGAGGAGGGCGAUUGAUGUUGCUAAGGAUGUUGAUGAGAAGUUGGAUCUCAUACCAUCUACAUAG